ACAGCAAGCCAACAUGAAAGCUCGAGAUCAGUAGUCAUAACCGUAACAACGCUUCAAAGACAAUCGAUUUGAACAAACCAAGAUCUACCCGAGGAAAGCUGAAAAUCUUAACUUUUUAUUUUAUUUUAUUUUAAAAAAGCCAUCUUUAAUGAUAAAAAAAUAAGCUUGCAAAUGGAACCACCCGUUUUUUUUUUUUGAACACAUGGAACCACCCGUUAAAAGUAGGGUUAAUUUGCCAUCUAACCAAUUUUGGAAAGGAAAUGAAGAAUAUGUCACUGAUUUUGACGUUAUUAACUCAAUAACAUUUAGUGUACAAUUGUGCCGGUUAUAUCCUUCCUCUUUCCAGGUAAUCGGUAACAGAAAAAAAUAGACAACGUCGACAUAAAGAACAUGUGAACGAGGAUGAUUAUAUCGUUGAUGAUGAGUAUGUAUAUUGGAUUAUUGGUUAUAUGGUCUGUGGUAUUUACUGUGGAAGACGCAUGCAAGAAGGUUGAGAUAUAAUCACGGUUUACUGAAGAAGAGAAACAACAAUUAACACACCAUUGAUGACGUUAUGUUACGGGUACAAAAUAAUGUUAUAAUUUUUUUAUAAAUACUACAGUAUAAAAUAUAAUAGUUUUCCAAAAUAAAAUCAAGUAUGGUUCUAGCUACUAUUCCAUUUACAGAUCCCACCAACACUCCCCUAACAUCCCCAAAACACUAAACCCAACUCCCCCUCCCCAACCUUUAAAUAUUAAACCCUAAACCCGAAUCACUAAACCCAAACCUUAUUCUAAACCCUAAACUCUAAUCGUUAACCGUAAAUCCAAAUAUAAAAUAUAAUAUAAAGUUAUAAUACAUAUAAAGAAUAUGUAAAUAGAAAAAAAAGCUAUUCCAUUUAACGCAAAUGACAUAGAAAUACGAGAGCGUUGUAGAUUAAAAAAUACCCAAAUAUAAAAUACUAUUUCAUUUAUAGACUCCACACCAACACUUCUCUAACAUCCCCAAAACACUAAACCCACCCCCUCCCUAAAUAUUAAACCCUAAACCUCAAUCACUAAACCCAAAACCUAUAUUAAAUCAUAAACUCUAAUCAUUAACCCUAAACCCCAAAUAUAAAAUACAAUAUAAAGUUAUAAUACGUAUAAAGAAUAUGUGAAUAGAAAAAAUAAGCUAUUCCAUUUAGCGCAAAUGGUAUAGAAAUACCAUAGCGUUGUCGAUUAUAUAGUUUUGUAGUUUGAAAGGUGAAAAAGAAUAACAUUGCUCAAUCAUUAAACAAAAUAAAACACGAUAAACAUUAUACUACUUAUUAAUGAUUAAUACGAAAAAGAGAAAUGUUAAUAUGCCAUCAUGUUCCAUUUCAUUGAAAUAAUAUAGAAAUACAAUGGGAGUGUAUAUAUUAAAUAGUAUAGUAAUUACAUUUCUGCAAAUAAUACUACUAUGUUAUAUACCUUUUUACAUUGAGUAGCUGCCGAAUCAUCUUCUACAUAUCCUCAUAUAUCCCCGACACAACAUACAUUCAUCUGUCCACCACCAUUACUUUUCAUCACCAGAUUUACAUAAUAUCCCAGGUCCAUUUUAGAUUGUGGAUGUUCCAGUUAUGUUUGAGAUAUUAAUGAGCAAAACAGAGUGCGAAGACAGAAGGUGGAAGGAAUUGAUCUUUUGAUUCCAUAGAGUAAUCGCUGAUCGGAAAAAGAAAUUAACAGAAAUAAAUUGAUGAUGAAAACAUAAAAAAAAUAAUAAACAGAUGUAGAUGUUAGUUGCAGAUAUCUGGGAAAAUAAUGAAGAAGACAGGAGAAAAGGGUUAACCGGUUGUCUUCAAGGGUAGUUUGGUAUAUAUUUUAGAAAAUACGUUGAAUAUCUUGGUCAAAUUUUUUUUAGUUAGUUACCUAAUUAUAAAAUUUUUGUUGGUCAUACAGUCCAAUUUCCCUUAAAAGUAUUAAACUGCUGGCAGAGUUUCUAGGAGAGAGAUAUUGUAUCUCAUUUCUUUCUAUUUUUACAUUAGUUCCCCAAUUUAAUCACUAAAACUUUAUUAGAUGCUGCCACUAAAUAUGGUUUAAGGAUUUUUCCAUUCACAUAAUAAAGAAGAGUGCUUGUCUGUUACAUUUUCAAAAUAUGAGGUUUUAUUUACAAAUCUAUAAAGCAUUAGCACGUCAAAAAAUUGGUAUUGUCGACAUAGAAACGGUGGUAGCAUAGUGGUAAAAGACGAAUUUGGGAUAAAAUAUAUAUUUGUCUGUUCAAGAUUUCAUUUCUAUUAGAAACUAAAAUGUUAUUUGAUUAGUCAUGCGAAAUGAAAUUUUGUUUGCCUCAUUUAGAAAAAUAGAUUUGAAUUACAAGUUGGCUUUGACAUUUUAAAAAUUAUUUGGGUUUCGGCCCAUACAUUUUCAAAGCUUUACUUGCUUCAUUUAGGAAAAAAAUGUUUGAAUUACUAGUAAGUUUCGAACUUUAGAAGAUUAUUUGGAUCUCGGCCCAUACAUUCGAAACCUUGCUUGCCUUAUUUAGAAAAACAAGUUUGGAUUACUAGUCGGUUUCGAUCUUUAAAGAAUUAUAAUCUUGGCCCACAUAUCUACUAGUAUAUAUAAAGGUUAUCUCUAGGUUUAAGAAAGAUAUUAGGGUUAAGAGUCAAAAGAAUCCAACAGUGAGAGGCAGAGUUGAAAACAAUCAUGAAAAGGGUCAAGAGGUCUACGAAUCAAGACGAAAGGAUUGUAAACGUCUCGUUUACGAACCUUGCUAAUGACAUGAUCAUAGAGAUUCUCAUGAAUCUGCCGCCGAGAUCCAUAGCCAGGCUCCAUUUCGCUUCUAAACAAUUGCCAUCGAUAAUCCUCGACAAAAAGUUCAUCCAGUGGUACAUGACCCGAUCUUUAACUCAGCCACGUUAUCUUAUCUCACUGCACCGUGGCGGAUACAUGCAGAUGCAGCACUUUCAAUCCUUGUCUCAAGACCAUCCGUAUAAUCAUAACAUGGUUAGUUAUGAAAUGGAACCCAAUGUACUGUACGAAUUUACUCCACCUGUUCGCGGCUUGAUCUGCGGUUGGGACUUUACCAAGAUGAUUGUCGGAAACCCUAGUACGGGUCAGUUCGUAUCGUUACCUAGAGUCAAAACGAGGAGGCAAAAUAUAUUGUCUGUUUUUGGAUAUGAUCCAGUUAAUGAUGUAUACAAAGUGUUGUGCAUGACGGUGGUACUUAAACGUAGUCACAUGUCUCGUAAUGGUAAUGUUGUGCCGUGGGAGGAUAUUGUGUCGGAGGAGCAUCAAGUGAUCACUCUAGGAACUAAUGAAAAAUGGAGAAUGAUCGAGUGUAAGUAUCCACAUCGUCAUAACUCUGGAUGUAAAGGGAUAUGCAAGGAUGGGUUUAUGUAUUAUUUAGCUACUUGCGAUAAAAAGCGAUCUCUAAUGAGCUUUGAUCUGAGUUCUGAAGAGUUUAAUGUCACUAAGCUACCUGAGGAAUUCAAAACAUAAAAUUUAUAUCUUUGUCAAAAAUAUAUAUGCACUUAUAAUUUAGCUUCACCUGAUGGCGAUUGUGUGACUGCCAACGGUUCCUUUUUUUUUAAUUGUUUUUUCGUUCAAUAAUACGAUUACAGUUUUUGCUAUGACCGAAAUACGAUGAUUCAAAAAGAACCAUAAAAAAACGGUGCAAACAUUUAGUUGACGAUGUCAAGAGGCCGAACACAUCUACCUGUUUCUUCCUCUGCUUCCACGUCCUCUAUUUCCUACUUAGACCAUCUUCGAUGAUUUACUCUACUUUUAGACCAUCUUCAAUGAUUUAUUCUCUUUUAGAGUAGCUUUUACCUUCAAAAUAGUGUUAUUCUAAAAUAAAAUAGAGUUUUUCUCCAAUGAUUUACUCUAUAUUUGACUCUAAAAAAAAUAUUUUUAAAUAUUUUUUUUUCUAUUUUAUAACUAAUAUCGUUUACUUACAAAAUUUACAAAUUGACUCUUUAUAUUUUAUUUUUCACAAAAGUUUCAUAAAUUAUAUAUUUAUACCAAACAUUUAUUAUAUUAAAACUUAUAUUACAUUUUACUAAUAACAUAGUAUAUUUUAACGUAAACAUCUCUAUUAGUAUAUUUUUCCCACAAGUGAUCAAUUAACGAAUUUCAGAGUGUGAAAUGAAUUUUUUUAUCUUUAAUUUUUUCUAAAUCAACCAAAAAAUUCUUCAAAUCGAAUAUUAUCAUUCUUUUGUGUCUGAAGCUGUUAUGCCUUAGAUCAUCAUUCAAUUGACAUAAUUCAGAUUGCCAUUAAGGUUCCUUAAACCAAUCAUCCCACUAUGAAAAAGAGAAAAAUACACUAAGUGAUUAUAAAUGAUUAAACAAAGUAUACAUUACUCCUAUUCAACUUUCAUGUAGGAUAAAUAUCACCCACAUUAAACUAUGAGAAUUGUUUGUAUAAAACAAAAAAAUUCAUCACUAUGAGAUUGAAAUAGCUAAAAAAACAGUGUGAGGCCAAAAUGUUUAAACAUAAAUUUAUUACGAAUCACUUGAUACAAAAAUAAAUCUCAACCAUUUUGGAAAAAAAUACCCCAUGCAAAACGAUGACAAACUCUUAAACACAAAAAACAUCAUUUACUCAACGGACUAUAGAUUCCAAACUUAAACGGCCAACAACACAAAAAUCUUUGAAAGCCCACAACGUUUUUGAAAUAUAUUAGCCGAACACUUCUUCACCAAUCCAAAUUGUUCAUACAAAUCAAAUUUACCAGUAUUGUAUACUAUAAAUCAGUUUCGGAAGCAUACAAACUCACUCACAUCACAUUUAGUUCCUCCUCCGAAUAACGUCAUGCAAUCACUUCCUGGGGCACAACAUUUUUAAAAAGCUAACAUCAUUAUCACACAUAUCAAUUCCAAAUCCAAACCUAAUGCACUGCCUACUAAGAAUUUAACAAAAACCUCAAAUAACAAAUAAGGUAAUGAUCUUAGAAAAGAAAUUAUAACAAUUGUUCAAACGUUAAAUGUUAACAAAUAAAAUUUACAACAUCAUCUUAGAAAACAAAUAAUAUAUUUAUUAUAUUCAAUUUAAAGUAGUUUUAAAUGUUUUAUAAAAUUAAAUUAUAUUUUACUAUAAAGAAUUUUAUUAUAAACCUUCGUCCGUAGGGCGGACCAACCCCUAGUUUUAAUAAUAUAACUCAAUCCGCGUAAAGCGCGGUUCUUAUCCUAGUGUUUUUAUUAUUGGUGCAAUGAAAUUUAAAUCACUUCAAGAAUUAACAAAUUCCAAAAAAAAAAAAAAAAUACCAAUUCACGAAAAAUCUUGCAAAAGUUGUGGGUUCAUUCUUCACGGAUCCUAGAUGGCUUCAGCUUCUACGAGGAGAGACAUAGAGCUAUUCAAGACAGAAACGGCAGACACGUGAUAUUCCUUAAAAUCUCAUAGCCUCUCCAACCUAUGUCCCACCACAUCACACAAGUUUUCUCCAGGAUGACUAUGUCAGGAAAAUAUAUAAUAGCUUUGCGGAGGCUUUGGCCUUGCAACACAAACUCAGUUAAGUUAAAAUCAUCUCUCCUUUUUUAGGCUUUGUAUUGGAACUUGGAAAGGGGAUUAAAAUUAUGGGUUUAUACAGUUCAUUUGGUACUACUGACCACAGUCUUGAGAAAAGCUUCUAUUUUGUAAAAAUGUUGCUCGACAGCUAGCAUGUGAAAGCUCAAAUUAAUAUAACAUAACGUUAUGUGCGAAAACAGAUCCAAUAACGUGGGAAAGUUACUCAUUAAAACAAAUGGUUCGAAGCACGAAACAUACAUGAAAAGAAAGUCUUGAACGUUUGAAACAAAAGCACCAUAUGUUUACAGUCUAAGCCAAAGCCAUCAUAGCAAGGUCGAGACGAAGGAAACGGUAAUCAAAGUGAUGGCUAGAGCCACAACGGCGUGAC
Molecule: messenger RNA, 5830 nt
Organism: Brassica rapa (field mustard)
Lineage: Eukaryota; Viridiplantae; Streptophyta; Magnoliopsida; Brassicales; Brassicaceae
Product: F-box/kelch-repeat protein At3g04660-like
Molecular function (GO): protein binding
Source: RefSeq, a predicted model, not a curated record